Molecule: messenger RNA, 2049 nt
Organism: Diaporthe amygdali
Lineage: Eukaryota; Fungi; Ascomycota; Sordariomycetes; Diaporthales; Diaporthaceae
Exons: 2
Coding region: 1-2049 (682 amino acids)
Cellular component (GO): lipid droplet
Source: RefSeq, a predicted model, not a curated record
AUGGCCAACAUGGCCAACCGACGGGGUAUGCCGUCACUCCCUGCCGCGCCCUCAUCGCGAACCAUCCCCGGCUCGCUGCUGCCAGAGCUGCCACCCAUCUCUGCCCUGUUCCUCAUCGAUUUCGACGUCAAAGCCGGAUACACGAUAAUAUGGAAGGAGGCUGUUCCGGGCCUGGAGCUGGAAGGCGUCGUCGAGUACAAGAGUCUUCCCUCAGGCUUGCACACCGUACCCGACGACCUGAUAUAUUUUGUCCACGAGGACGGCUACGCAGGACUCAGCGCAUUCAUCAACGCCCCCACCGAUGAGGAGGAGUCCCGCCACGCGCGCAUGAUCGCUGUCGGCGUGCUGGUGCCCCUGAGCUAUGGACGGCUUGGCAGGGCGUGGAGGCACGCCCAGGGACUAAAGGACAUGGCCGUCAAGCUUGCCGCCGACCGCAAACAGACGCAAAUGCUGGUGGAGUACUGGGAGAAGUGCGGGACGCGGGAUACCAGCGGGCAGCCACCAGCACCCUUCACGGACUCGCCCCUGAAUUCGCCCGCCCUGAGCUUUGUGAAACGCCCAAGUCCCACCGGAGACCGUCAUGCGAGGAACAGGUCGGCGUCAGAGGGAGCUGCAUUGCUGCCGCCGGGACACAGGCUUUCACCUUUCCACCCGGCUUGGAGCCUGAACAGGUUGCUGGAUACCUUCGGGCCCUUGAUCUUCCCCAUCCAGAGGGCAGCAUUGCUGCGCAAGCGCAUAUUGAUAUCGACUCAUGCCCCUGUACACGAGGCCUGUAAUUUUGUAUAUGACAUUUCUAUCCUUGCCAACAUACCCCAUUCUGUAUCUGACAUUCUUGACCCAUCCGCCCCGUCUCAGAGGCUGCGACCGCUGUUCACCAUCGGCGUGCACGAUAUACCAUUUCUCGUGGCAGACAGCGCAACCAAACGGCCCGGCCCCGCUCCUGAGCAACAACCGGGUAUUUUAGGCGACUCCAGCUCUGGCUGGAUCGCAUGUACAACCGACAGCAUUCUAGCGAUGAAGGAGGACCUUUGGGAUGUGCUGAUCACCAUGCCUCCACCGCAUACAGUGAAUGCCAAGGAGAAAGUCUGGCCGACAGUAGAGCUUCGCAAAGGGGCCGCUAUGAAGGCCACUCAGCGUGACUUGAGACGCUUCCGAACCCUGAAGGUAGGGCUCAGGCGCCUCGCAGCGACCUCGACCGCCAUUGAGGAGGAGGAAGAGGGUCCAAACAACAGCACCGAACCACAGCGACCGGGUUCUCUGUCUCACAGGCGGUCCCGCAUGUCUAUUUCUAGUAUCAAGACGACCAACUUCAUCCCCGACGGCGAGGACGCGCAUGUACUCGCCGAUGCGUCGGAUAAGAUUGUCGAGCCGAUGACGUGGGCCGCCCUCGCCUACAGCGGCUUCAUGUGGUGGGCCAGCGCCGGCGAGCAGCGCCGCUCCGACGAGGCAGAGGAGCAGGCCUACGACAACUCCCUCAUAGCAGACCUCCUGCCGGCGCCGUCGAUGCACCCGCCGCGGGAGUCAUCAGGCCAGCGGAGGCCGAGUGGCAGUUUCAACGUCACCGCGGUCCAGGAAGGAGGAGGCCUGGGUGACUCGGUGACGUCUCUGACGGCGCGAAGGACGCCCACGGCGGACGGGCCAUCGUCAUUGGGCGCCGAGGACGCCGAGGAGGAGAGGGCCAGGACGGAGCUGGCCAUUAUCACUUACUUUCACCGGCUGACGAGCGGAAUUCUCUCGACACUUGCGGAAGUAGUCGAGGCCACGGAGGAGUACGACGAUACGGACAUAUCGCAGCCGCAAACCGACGACGGUCGAGAAGGGGGCGAGGGCCAGUCAAAUCCCUUGCUGCAGGGGGCCACUAGGAGCGACAGCGAGGAUGUUUCCAGGCCGCCGGUCCGCGUUGACAGUGAUGCCCUGGCCGCCAUGGGCUUGGACGUAUGGAGCAACGCAGACGCUGAGUUCGUCAGCCAGGUACUCGACAGGUAUUUCAGCCGCGAGGCGAGGGUCGAGGGUAAGGGCGUGGAGUUGUGCGGCUUGAGGGUCUGCUAA